CUAGACUCCAUCAGAUUAAUACCACCCAGGAACAUACCAAAACUUUUGGAUAAAAUACAUUUGAGCGGAGGAGUUGAGCUAUUUCUAACACUCCGCUUUUUCCAUGAAGGAUAAACAUCAAUUUGAUAUGAGGUAAUGUAAAUUUCUCUUGAAAGAAUCAAUGGUUUGGGCGGCUCACACCGCAACCUAUAAAUCACCACCUGUAAAAUCAAUACUGAAGUGUUUCACUAAAUCCCUCAACAAGUGUAAUACAUUUCCAGCCUUAAUACUACUACUACUUUCGUAGUAUCACUAAAUAAUUAAUGCAGAUUCUGUUUCUCCUUCCUCUUCUUAAUUCAAAAAUUUUAAAUUCUAGAUUUUGAUUUUUAUCAAAGAGAAAUAUAAUCGUUUGUUAAAAAAAUUAAAGAAGAUGAGCAUGAGUAGUGAAGAAAAACAGGUAACAUAUGGGGACGUUUUUCCUGUGUCAAGCGAACUUGGUUCAAAAUCUAUAGCGCCACGAGAUGCAGCAAUAAUGCAAUCAGCAGAGAGUAUAGCGCUUGGUCAUGUUCCCAGAGGCGGCCCUGCAUCACUUAUGCAGUCAGCCGCCGCACAAAAUGAGCGUAUUGGCGUUGUAGCGCCUCAUGACAUAACAGAUGAGGGCGUUACAGUCUCUCAAGCGGAAGUUGGAGGUACUCGCAUUGUUUCUGAAUCCGUAGGUGGAGAGAUAGUUGCACAAUAUAUUUAUCCAUCAGAAGCAGGAGGUGAUGAAGAGAGAGCAUCACGAUAUCCUACAACAGGAGUUCAAGAGGAGGCAGUUACGGUAGGUGAAGCACUAGAGGCAGUUGCACUUAAGCCUGCAGGGGAAAAACCAAUUGAGCAGAGCGACGCUGCGGCAAUACAGGCUGCGGAAGCAAGAGCUACUGGACGUGGCGAAGUAGUGUCGGGAGGUGUAGGAGCAGAAGCUCAACGUGCUGAUUCCAUAAAUGCUCGUACGGAUGACAAGACCACACUCGGCGAUGUGCUAAGAGAUGCAACAAGCAAGCUUGUAGAUGAUAAGGCAGUGAAGAAGGAAGAUGCAGAAGGGGUGGUGGGUGCUGAAAUAAGGAAUAAGCCGGACUUGACUACACAUCCGGGAGGUGUAGCAGCCUCUAUCACCACCGCAUCUGAUCUCAACGUAUUCUAACUUAUUCAAAUUUGUUGAGUAUUUUUGUUUACGUUUAUUGUUUUUUUCCCAUGUAGUUGAGUGCAUUGAGGAUUCAGGAUUUUUUUAAUAAGGGAUUCUAUAUUUUCAUAUUCUUGUACUUGUGUUAAUUGGCAUAUUUGUUGGAAUACUAUAUAGAAUUCACCCGA
Solanum dulcamara is the source of this 1329-nucleotide messenger RNA. Its product is annotated as late embryogenesis abundant protein 31-like. Bases 410 to 1162 code for a protein of 250 amino acids. The record is from RefSeq and is a predicted model, not a curated record. The transcript has 3 exons. NCBI's taxonomy places the organism in Eukaryota, Viridiplantae, Streptophyta, Magnoliopsida, Solanales, Solanaceae.